Messenger RNA from Tuber melanosporum (Perigord truffle), 1362 nucleotides. RefSeq lists its product as uncharacterized. The transcript has 3 exons. The coding region runs from base 166 to 1362 and encodes 398 amino acids. The record is from RefSeq and is a predicted model, not a curated record. NCBI's taxonomy places the organism in Eukaryota, Fungi, Ascomycota, Pezizomycetes, Pezizales, Tuberaceae.
ACUAACCUCCUCAUACUUGCAUUCUCAUCACGACUCAUCUCAGCUCCCUUCCCCCUACGAUCUGCAUUUAACGUUUUUAGCCGAGCUUACCCCGGUUGCUUUUGACGCCUUGCUCUACGAGCCCAAAACAGAAACCAGGAAUAAAGAAAUAAAGAAGAAUUCAAAAUGAAGACUACGACAAGCGCAUUUUUCAUUCAGUUCCUCCUAACAGCAACCCCUUUUCUUGCGGCGGCCAGUGCGCCCUACAGAUGGCCGGCCGGUAUUGACCCCUCGAAAAAGUACUGGCCGCCCGGCGAAGGGCCCCCGUCGAAGCGAUGGCUGAACGAGCUCGCCGAAGCGUUCAAUUUGAAUCAAUCUUUUACCCCAGAGUCCAUCAGUCGGGCGUUCGCCGUGAAGAAAAUUAUGGAUCCGGCUGAAAAGUUCAUGCCCGAGUAUUGGAAUUGGAACGGGAACGGGGCGGAAGGGGAAGGCAAAGGACAGCAGGUUAUGGUGGCCAACCUAACAUUUAAUUCACCAGUUAGGAGGAAUGUGUUUGACAGCUAUGCGUAUGGGGGCCUCUUCAAGAGGCAGAGCUUUCAGUGUGCUAUCGGAACCCAUGCGUGUUCUAAUAUUGGGCGCUCGCAGAGCUGCUGUAAUAACAACGAGCAAUGCUUUAAGAUUGAAGAUACUGGUUUUGGGGAUGUAGGGUGCUGUGUCAAUGGGCAAACGUGCUCUGGGAAUCUCAAAGGCUGUGGAGAUGAUAAAAAGACUUGUUCUAGUCGGGAAGGUGGCGGUUGUUGCACUGAAGGCUAUAACUGUUCGGCGCAAGGCUGCGUUCCAGCAGAAGGGCAGGUUGUAAGCAGUUCCACUACACCUACUCCUACAUCAUCGACAAGUCCGUCAAUAACCUGUUCGUCUGGCUACUACGCUUGCCCCUCCAACCUCGCUGGUGGCUGUUGUCCAUCCGGGCGUCUUUGCGGUGUGAGUGACUGCCCAGAGCAGACAAUUACUGCAACACCCGUAGCCUCUGGCGAUACAUGCCCGACAGGAUACUACACAUGCUCCGCGCAGUUCAAUGGAGGCUGUUGCAGAAUUGGCCGUGACUGCGGUAUAACUGAUUGCCCUGAGAGGGCUAUUACCAUUAGCAGCGGAACAUCUCAGGGUGCACCCGCAGUAACUACCGGAGGCAGGUGUGCGUCUGGUUGGUCGUCUUGUCCUAAUAAUCUCGGCGGUGGAUGUUGUCCAGCGGGGUAUACUUGCGCUCGCGAAAAUUGCCCUGCUGUUACCCUAACUGGGUCUAAUAUUGUCGUCUCUGGAGCGGUGGGUUCCGCUUUCUUUCUAUCUAUCUACGCAAAAAAUACUAACGGACGGGGUAGACCUUAA